AUGGAUGUUGCCACUAAGAACAGAACCAGGCCAAGGAUGGAUAAGGUUAGAGUUGAGGUGAAUCUGACCAAGACCAAAUUAACUUCUAAUUUUGUGGGUACUGAGGAUACGAAUUGUCCACGCAAAGGUUUCUACAAAAAUCUUGAGUAUGAGAAUGUUCCGAAAUUUUGUACACAUUGCAAACUAUUGGGACACUUAAUAAUCCAAUGUGGAAAGGUUGAAAAGAAGAGGGUUGAUGAAAUGGAAGAUAUGGAAAAGAAAAACAACAAGCAUGACAACAAUAUAACAGAUGGAGAAUUUAUAAUGGAGGAAAAGGAAAAAGAAGUUCGUCAACAAGAGAUGCAGAAAGCUAAAAAUAGCAGCACUGACAUAGAAGAAAAGGAAGGUAAGGAAUUAAGCUCCAUAGGCAGUCACAAAAUAACCUCUAAUAAUGAGAAGGGUAACAAGAGUGUGGAAAAGGAUCAACAAGAAGAAGAAAGCACCAGAGAUACUGGAGAAAACCAACAAAAUAGUGAUAAAAGUGUACAAGAGGUUGAAAAGGAGGCUAAUAUUAGGAAUGAGGAAGGAACUGGGGAUAAUUUGACAUUACAUUGUGGAAAGAGUGUAUCCUCUAUUUUACCAUCCCAGCUAAAAAUAUUGUCUGGUAUCAAUUUGGAUGUUGACUUGAACCACAAUGUUCUGGUUAGUUUUAGCACCCAAGAUAAGGUUGCAACAAUUAAUGUGGAGAAUGCAAUGACAACAACAAAAAUAUGGCUCAGACUAAGGACUGUCUUCUAG
Molecule: messenger RNA, 777 nt
Organism: Lycium barbarum (goji berry)
Lineage: Eukaryota; Viridiplantae; Streptophyta; Magnoliopsida; Solanales; Solanaceae
Exons: 2
Coding region: 1-777 (258 amino acids)
Source: RefSeq, a predicted model, not a curated record